Molecule: messenger RNA, 3231 nt
Organism: Megachile rotundata (alfalfa leafcutting bee)
Lineage: Eukaryota; Metazoa; Arthropoda; Insecta; Hymenoptera; Megachilidae
Product: ATP-dependent DNA/RNA helicase DHX36
Cellular component (GO): nucleus; intracellular anatomical structure; cytoplasm
Molecular function (GO): G-quadruplex RNA binding; ATP binding; DNA helicase activity
Source: RefSeq, a predicted model, not a curated record
GGUGAAAAUUGAUUCCAUUGCGCCUCUAGGCAGAGCGCUGAAUUGAUCAAUAUUUAAGUAUUUAAAAAAAAAUUUAUGUUGAAAGCAGAGAACGUUUUAAAGUGCAGUAGAAAUGUCUCAUCCUUUCGCAUAUUUGCCCUCACAAAGAAGUCAUGCACGUCGGAAUAAAUACGGGAACAGAGUUGAAGGUUCUCAAUCUGAAAAUUCACAUGGCGAACAUCAUAGUGCUCCACGAAGUAGAGGACCAAGACAUCCCCCCUGGUUAAAGGGCAAAGAAAUAGGACUGUUUUAUAGAGAUGAGGCUAUCAAAAAAGCAAAACAAAAAUUGCAACAAGUGCAACCUAUCAUUAAACUACCAUCACAUCUUGAAGCUAGCAUCGAACAUAUAAUAGAAAAGUCUAAGGGAUAUUAUGAUACACUAUAUAACAAUGAGGCAUACAAGAAUUUUGCAAAUAGUGUGUUGGAAAAUAAAUAUGUUCAUAUUCAUGAUUCUCAAUUUAAGAGAAAGUUUUUAAAUAUAGUAUCUGGUAAUAUACAAGAAAAUCUUGCCAAAGCUUUACUUGUUAAAUCAGGAUUAGAAAGAGAUAGUAACAUAGAUGUACAAUUAUUAAACGAGUAUAAAGCUAAGCAGUCUUCAUCAGAAUAUGAGACAAUGAUGAAAUGUCGAUUAAAAUUGCCAUCGUAUAAGAAAAGACCAGAAAUAUUACAAUUGCUCAGAGAUAAUCAAGUUGUUGUAAUAAGUGGAGAAACUGGUUGUGGUAAAACAACACAAGUUGCUCAGUUUAUAUUGGAUGACCAGAUAGAACAAGGCAAUGGUAGCAUUACCAAAAUUAUUUGUACUCAACCUAGAAGAAUAUCAGCUAUAUCUGUUGCUGAAAGAGUUGCUGCUGAAAGGGCAGAAAGACUUGGUAGAUCUGUCGGUUUCCAUAUUCGGCUGGAAAAAACACUACCAAGAGAUAGAGGAAGUAUAUUAUUUUGUACUACAGGAAUGUUACUGCAAUUUAUUCAAGGUGACCCUGCCUUAAAAGAGUUUUCUCACAUAAUAUUGGAUGAAAUUCACGAACGUUCCACAGACAGUGAUUUCGUUAUGGCUGUGUUAAAAUUAAUUAUUCCUAAGAGACCAGAUUUGAAAGUUGUUUUAAUGAGUGCGACACUUAACUCGGAAAUAUUUUCAAAAUAUUAUAAUGAAUGUCCAAUGAUUCAUAUCCCAGGUUUUACCUAUCCUGUGGAAGAAUUUUAUUUGGAGGAUGUUUUGGCAUUCACAAGAUUUGAAUUCCCUACACCGAUCGGCAUUCCCCAAGAUUAUAAAAAACGCGGGAAAAAAUAUGAACAAAUACAACAGUCAAUUGAGUUUUAUAAAUUCAUAGAACCACACAUACGCAGACUUGCAUCUGAAAAAAGAUAUUCGGCACAAGUAAUUGGUCAGUUGAGAAACCCAGAGAGUGAAAAGUUAUCCAUUAAUCUUAUAGAAGAGUUGAUUAGGUAUAUCUGUAGAACACAACCACCAGGAGCUAUUUUAGUUUUUCUUCCUGGCAUGAUGGACAUAGUAAAUUUACAAAAAAGAAUGAUAGAAAGUAGACAAUAUCCUGAAAGUCAGUUUGUUAUUUACCCUCUUCAUUCUCUACUGCCAACUAUUGAACAAAAACUCAUAUUCAGUGAACCGCCUGACGGAAUCCGAAAAAUAAUCAUUGCAACUUCUAUCGCUGAAACUUCUAUAACCAUCGAGGAUGUGGUGUACGUCAUUAAUUGCGGGAGAACUAAGUUUGGAAAAUUUGAUGUAAAGAAAAAUAUACAAACUUUAGAACCUGAAUGGAUAUCUCUGGCAAACGCGAAGCAAAGAAGAGGUAGAGCAGGAAGAGUAAAGCCUGGUUAUUGCUAUCAUUUAUAUACAAAAGCCAGAGAAAUGAUGUUCGAUCAGUAUCCAUUACCUGAAAUGUUAAGAACACAAUUAGAAGAGGUUAUUCUACGUAUAAAAAUUUUACAACUGGGGAAAGCUAGAUCAUUUUUGGACUGUGUUAUGGAUCCACCAAAUUGUCAAGCUAUAGAUUUAUCUUUAGAUUUACUUAGAACUCUUAAUGCAUUGGAUAGUGAUGAAAAUUUGACACCUUUGGGAUAUCAUUUAGCGCAAUUGCCAGUUAAUCCACGAAUAGGAAAAAUGAUUAUAUGGGCAGCAUUAUUUUCAUGUGUUGAACCUGUGUUUGCUAUUGCAGCAAGUCUUAGUUUCAAACAUGCAUUUUACUGCCCUCUAAGAAAAGAGGAAGAAGCAAAGCAAAAGAAACUUGAGCUUAGUAACGGCCAAUAUAGCGACCAUAUAGCAUUAGCUGAAGCAUUGAGGAGAUUUGAAAAUUUAUAUAGAAGAGGAAAUGCUGGUUAUUUUUGUAGAGACUAUUUCCUCUCAUUUAGCACAUUGAAACUUCUUUCUGAAAUGAAGUCUCAGUUUGUUCAACAUUUAUACGAAAUGAAAUUUUUGGACUCUGCAAAUCCUAGAGAUGCAAGCGUCAAUAGAAACUCUAAUAACAUAACUUUGGUGAAAUCAAUAGUAUACGCCUGCCUAUAUCCAAACGUUGCAGUUGUUAGAGAUGUUACAAGAAACGGAACACUUGCGUGGACUGCAGAAGAUGGCCGAGUUGUUAUACAUCCUAUGAGUGUAAAUGAUAAAGUUCAAACACUUCCUAGCCGCUUUAUUACAUAUUUCACGAAGCAACGUUCAACAGCAAUAUUUUUACAUGAUACUACUUGUAUUUCCGGAUCAACUCUUAUAUUCGCUACUCCAAACAUGAGGAUAGAAGUAGAAAAAGGAAAGCAUUUUAUCACUCUACCAACUCUACCAAAUUUUGAAACUUUCCGUUGUGAUAAACGAACUGCUGAACUCAUUCAGGAACUGCAACGGCAUUUCAAAAAUAUAUUAGAGUAUAAAAUUACACAUCCGGGAACAGUAAACUGGGAUAGUUACGAAGGAAACUUCCUAAACUUGUUCAUAGAGGUGAUCUGCCAACCAGACGAGAGUAUAGGAUUAUCCACAAAUAAUACUUCUAAUAGUUGAAUAUUAUUUAAUAAUUUAUUUAAUAAGUAUUAUGAUUAUUGCUUCAGAGUGUAUCGAAGUAAUUUCGUAAAUUAAAUAUUGAGUCGGUUUUCUAUUAAAUUGAUAACGAUCAUUAAGUAAUAUAAUUCAUUGAGUAUAGUUUUAUUAUAUCAAUAAAUAGUCGGAAGCGAAUAAAACAAUAGAAUUAU